Messenger RNA from Macadamia integrifolia, 1488 nucleotides. RefSeq lists its product as uncharacterized. Lineage: Eukaryota; Viridiplantae; Streptophyta; Magnoliopsida; Proteales; Proteaceae. The record is from RefSeq and is a predicted model, not a curated record. Bases 1 to 1488 code for a protein of 495 amino acids. The transcript has 7 exons.
AUGAAUACUGAGAGGAGACGACAGAAUACUGAGAUGAGACAACAGGAUAAUGAGAGGAGACGACAGGAUACUGAGAGGAGACGACAGGAUACACAGGGGGUCCCUCCCACGAUGAAUGAGGGUGUUGCUGUCGAUGCUGGAGCCGAUGCUGCUGCGGAUGUUGCUCCGGCUGCUACUGCGGUUGCUGCUAGAUCGAAGGCACCGAUUCGAGGUUUAGAUUGUACGGCUAAAGAAAUGAAUACUGAGAGGAGACGACAGAAUACUGAGAUGAGACAACAGGAUGAUGAGAGGAGACAACAGGAUACUGAGAGGAGACGACAGGAUACACAGGGGGUCCCUCCCACGAUGAAUGAGGGUGUUGCUGUCGAUGCUAGUGCCGAUGCUGCUGCGGAUGUUGCUGCGGUUGCUGCUGUAUCCUGUCGUCUCCUCUCAGCACCGAUUCCAGGUUUUGAUUGUACGGCUGAAGAAACGAAUAAUGAGAGGAGACGACAGGAUACUGAGAGGAGACGACAGGAUACACAGGGGGUCCCUCCCACGAUGAAUGAGGGUGUUGCUGUCGAUGCUGGAGCCGAUGCUGCUGCGGAUGUUGCUGCGGCUGCUACUGCGGUUGCUACUAGAUCGAAGGCACCGAUUCGAGGUUUGGAUUGUACGACUGAAGAAAUGAAUAUUGAGAGGAGACGACAGAAUACUGAGAUAAGACAACAGGAUAAUGAGAGGAGACAACAAGAUACUGAGAGGAGACGACAGGAUACACAGGGGGUCCCUCCCACGAUGAAUGAGGGUGUUGCUGUUGAUGCUGGUGCCGAUGCUGCUGCGGAUGUCGCUGCGGCUGCUGCUGCGGUUGCUGCUAGAUCGAAGGCACCGAUUCGAGGUUUGGAUUGUACGGCUGAAGAAAUGAAUACUGAGAGGAGACAACAGGAUACACAGGGGGUCCCUCCCACGAUGAAUGAAGGUGUUGCUGCCGAUGCUGGUGCCGAUGCUGCUGCGGCUGCUGCUACGGUUGCUGCUAGAUCGAAGGCACCGAUUCGAGGUUUGGAUUGUACGACUGAAGAAAUGAAUAUUGAGAGGAGACGACAGAAUACUGAGAUAAGACAACAGGAUAAUGAGAGGAGACAACAAGAUACUGAGAGGAGACGACAGGAUACACAGGGGGUCCCUCCCACGAUGAAUGAGGGUGUUUCUGUCGAUGCUGGUGCCGAUGCUGCUGCGGAUGUCGCUGCGGCUGCUGCUGCGGUUGCUGCUGUAUCCUGUCGUCUCCUCUCAGUAUCUUGUCGUCUCCUCUCAAGAUCGAAGGCACCGAUUCGAGGUUUGGAUUGUACGGCUGAAGAAAUGAAUACUGAGAGGAGACAACAGGAUACACAGGGGGUCCCUCCCACGAUGAAUGAAGGUGUUGCUGCCGAUGCUGGUGCCGAUGCUGCUGCGGCUGCUGCUACGGUUGCUGCUGUAUCCUGUCGUCUCCUCUCAUUAUUCAUUUCUUCAGCCGUAUAA